CUGAUCAAGCCGAGUUCUUCCCGAGGAAACGGGGCCUCGGGGCGAGGCGGUUAAUGAGUAACGCGCGAGGUGCGACCUUCAGCAGACGUUAGUUCAGCUCUGACGGAGUGACUCAAGAGCUCGGACCUCGCCGGAGACCCGAUAGCGCUGUGGACUCGGUUUUUGUUCCGUAUGAGUCGUCUGUGAUGGCUGACGCACACCCUCAGGCCCCCGGGCCCGGCUCCACGGCCAAGCUGGACCAGGUGCAGAGUCAGGUGAACGAGGUCAAAGUCAUCCUGAAAGACAACAUCAGCAAGGUGCUGGAGCGCGGGGAGCGCCUGGACGACCUGAUCGGGAAGACCGAUGACCUGCAGGCGUCUGCGGACUCCUUCCAAAGGACGUCCACGCGGGUGGCCCGGAAAUACUGGUGGAAAAACGUUAAAAUGAUGAUCAUCAUCGGCGUGGUUGUGCUGAUCAUAGUCAUCCUCAUCAUCCUCUUUGCCACUAACGUAAUCUAAAGAGUCCUCUGUGAGCCCCGGGCCUCUUUCACCAAGCAUUGAAAAGCCCCCCCACUGGAGAGAGAGAGAGAGAGAGUCUGGUCAUUUCAAGAGCAAAAU
Messenger RNA from Pungitius pungitius (ninespine stickleback), 596 nucleotides. RefSeq lists its product as uncharacterized. Gene Ontology annotation, biological process: vesicle-mediated transport; mucus secretion; vesicle fusion. NCBI's taxonomy places the organism in Eukaryota, Metazoa, Chordata, Actinopteri, Perciformes, Gasterosteidae. The coding region runs from base 186 to 497 and encodes 103 amino acids. The transcript is spliced from 3 exons. Gene Ontology annotation, molecular function: syntaxin binding; SNAP receptor activity. The record is from RefSeq and is a predicted model, not a curated record. Gene Ontology annotation, cellular component: mucin granule; plasma membrane; SNARE complex.